AUGCCAACAGAUCACGAGGAGCCCUGUGGCCCCAGUCUCAGGUCAUUUUGCCUGAAUGGGGGGAUUUGUUAUGUGAUACCUACUAUUCCCAGCCCAUUCUGUAGGUGCAUUGAGAACUAUACGGGAGCUCGUUGUGAAGAAGUUUUUCUCCCCAGUGCCAGCAUCCAAAGCAAAAGUAACCUGUCGGCAGCUUUGGUGGCCCUGGUGAUCCUAAUCACGCUCACCAUCGCAGCACUCUGCUUCCUGUGCAGGAAGGGCCACCUUCAGAGGGCCAGUUCAGCCCAGUGUGAGGUCAGCCUGGUGGAGAGAACCAGUCCCAGUGCCCACCACAGUCACAGAGAUCACUGAAGACACACCCAGUGAAGGGCAUUAUUUCUGUCACCUCACACAGGCAGGAAGUGAACCGUAUGGUGAGAGAAGGUCGCCUUGUCUCCUCCUGUUCCCAAGUUCAGCUCUCCCUGGUGAUCUGACAACCAACCACUGAUGGCUUCACUUUGUACUUUCCCGACUGACGCUGCGACCAUACAUACAGAGCCACACAAGGAGGAGGACCGCCCAGAGCUGUAAAACACUUCCACGGCAUACUGAAGGAGCCCAACUCUGAUGUUCUCAAAGGACAAUAAAUACAAGUUUAGUUCUUGACUGCACACAGAACUGUGUUCAGUGACCUCUC
Molecule: messenger RNA, 673 nt
Organism: Onychomys torridus (southern grasshopper mouse)
Lineage: Eukaryota; Metazoa; Chordata; Mammalia; Rodentia; Cricetidae
Gene: Nrg4
Product: neuregulin 4
Exons: 7
Coding region: 1-348 (115 amino acids)
Biological process (GO): intracellular signal transduction; nervous system development; animal organ development
Molecular function (GO): chemorepellent activity
Source: RefSeq, a predicted model, not a curated record